This is a messenger RNA of Oncorhynchus masou masou (cherry salmon), 1642 nucleotides long. RefSeq names its product F-box only protein 39-like. Lineage: Eukaryota; Metazoa; Chordata; Actinopteri; Salmoniformes; Salmonidae. The coding region runs from base 145 to 1611 and encodes 488 amino acids. The transcript is spliced from 3 exons. Gene Ontology annotation, molecular function: protein binding. The record is from RefSeq and is a predicted model, not a curated record.
UCAAUGUGUCCUCUGCUUCUCUGUAGUCCAAGUGAACCCCAGAGUCACACAAUUCAUUUCAGACUACAGGGAGAACUAUUUCUUUACAUUUGGUGGAUGAAUAUUGAGAGACGUGAGUGGUUGGGCAAAACUUCUUCCUUGUAAAUGAAUUACCCCGAAGAUCCAGAGGAACAGCUCUCGGAGGAUGAAAACGAAGAAGAAGAGGAGGGGGAGGAUGAAGGAAUAGAGAUAAUGGAUGAGGAGGAGGAGGAAGAAGGCGAGGCGGAGGAAAAUGAGGAGCCUAAGCUGGGUUGGGCUAACCUCCCGGACGUGUGUCUGCGGCAGGUGUUCUGGUGGCUGCGUGACCGUGACCGUGUCAAGGCGGCCCUGGUGUGUCUCCACUGGCACCACGUCAUGCGCUCGCCCUCUCUCUGGAGGGUUCGAACCUUCAACUUCUCCGGCCGCAUCUCUAGGACCCGCCGCUCGGAGCUGGAGACGGCCGUGUGUUACGCCAAGACCUACGGCGCUUACCUGGAGGAUCUGGAGAUCCGCUUCUCCCACCCCCUCAACUCUCUGGUGUCCCGGCGCUUCCAGCAGACACUGAGGACCUUCCUCGCCGCGUUGCGUAAAACCAGAGGCGGACUACGCCGCCUAACUGUCAACCACAUGGAGCUGGACCGCGCCGCCUGGUGCCGCAGCGUACGCAAGGCGCUGGUGCGCAGCCUCACCUUCUACCUGCGACGCGAGAGCUCCCGCCUGGGCUACUUGAGCCUGCGAGGGGCCCGCCUCAACCUGCCCCAGGGCCUGGAGGUGCUGGAGGCCGUGGCUGCAUCUCAGCAGCACGUCCACCUGGGCCGCCGGCCCGGCAUCACCCACCUCAACCUGGAGGACUUCUUCUCACAGCCGCUGGCCGUCUUCAUCAGCCCCGCCUUCCCCCAGGUCAUGAACCGCUUCCAGGGCCUCUGCACCCUGACCCUCAACUACAGCUGCCUGUCGGAUGAGCUGCUGGCGGCCUUGUCCGCGGCGUGUAGGAGCCUGGACGGGGGAGGGUCCCUGCAGACGUUCACCAUACGAUGCCAUAUCCACGAGCCCCACAUCCAGGUGGUCUGGGGGGAUGCCUGGUCCCAUCUGGCUCAGCGUUGUCCCGACCUCCGUGUGCAUAUCACAGUGGAGCGGAUCCUCGACAUGGACAAGCUGGGGAGGAUUCUGCUCAGAGAGAUCCCGCUGCGCUCGCUCAGUCUCACCAGUUGCUACUUCAGUGAACAGGACUGGAGUGUCAAGCCUGCCCUCACCAACCUAGUGCCCUGCUACAGGAGCUGUUUACAGAAACUGACCCUGGACCUGAACAACAGCCACGAGUCUGUGGACGAGGAGCUGCUGGAGGUGGUGCUGCUGUGCAGCCAGCUGAUCUACAUGAAGGUCUGGGCAUUCCUAGACAUCAGCUUCCUGGACCGGCUGCUGCAGAAACGCCUGGAAAAGAAGAUCAUCCUAAGGACCAUCAAGGUGCGGAUCUACAUCAACAAAUAUGAGACUCAGGACGAGGAUGAGCAGCUGGAGGAGGUGUACUCUCGCUACAGACAACUCAUCAACUCAGAGCUCCACUACUUUGCCAUCUCCUACCCCAUGCUCUGACUCCUGCCUGACAGACACGUGGGCCCAUAAA